AUGGCACCAGUCGUCAAAGAAGUCACCACUCAAGCCGAAUUCAGCGCUGUCGUUGAUUGUUUCUGGGACUCCAACUAUGAUCCCUAUACCUCUUUCAUGAAUAUCCUGUUCCCAAUUUCCGAGGCAACCGAAGAAGGAUACGCCAAAGCUGUUGCUGAGUCCAAAGUCAGGCUCUGGUCUUAUCACGAACAAGAUCCUACCAGCCACUGGAUAUACGUGACUGAUGACGAGGACACCAAGGGGGUAGUUUACAGUGGUGCAAACUGGAAUUUCCACGAAUACUCUUCUCCUUAUAAAGAUGGUGCUCCGGAAUUGGUUGCUCUCUGGCAUCCGGAAGGUGUUGGCCGAGAUUUCGCAAGCCGGGUUUUGAAUCAAAUUUAUCGAUUCAGGGGCGAACGUUUGUGGAGGCCUCAUUGUCAACUAGAUUACAUGUUUACCUACACAAAUCAACGCAAUAAGGGUUAUGGAAGUAUGCUUAUGCAAUGGGGAAUGGAGAGGGCCGAGAGAAUGGGAGUUGAGGUGGUUGUGGAAUCUAGCAAGAUGGGCUAUUCCCUUUACAAAAAGUUCGGUUUGACAUCUAUUGAAAAAAUUGCCGUGGAUAUGCGUGUGGAUAAUCCAACCAACACAUGGAGAAGGCUCGAAUCCGACUUUGGCCAGGUGCUAAUUUGGUGGAUGUGGAAGCCUCGUGAUGGUAUUUAUGUAGCUGGAAAGACAGAGCUACCAUGGUUAGCUAAGCGUCCUGCGUGA
Molecule: messenger RNA, 747 nt
Organism: Botrytis byssoidea
Lineage: Eukaryota; Fungi; Ascomycota; Leotiomycetes; Helotiales; Sclerotiniaceae
Exons: 2
Coding region: 1-747 (248 amino acids)
Molecular function (GO): acyltransferase activity, transferring groups other than amino-acyl groups
Source: RefSeq, a predicted model, not a curated record